Messenger RNA from Symbiodinium pilosum, 2628 nucleotides. NCBI's taxonomy places the organism in Eukaryota, Dinophyceae, Suessiales, Symbiodiniaceae. The record is from the annotation of a GenBank genome assembly.
AUGCCGGCGCUUCCUUUUUUGCAGGAAGAUGGAGUCAGCACGGAGCCCUUUGGCGGGUCGCUUGGACUUCAAAGCAGCUUUGGCGAAGAAGGUGCUGAAGAUGCAGAGCACGAGUCGCAGCCAUUGGCGGGGGAGUCGCUGUUCACUGCACUGUCCGCGAGUUCUGAGAGGAAGCGCCGGGAUGUGGAGGAGGAAGCACGCCGCCUGAAGGAGCUGGAGGAGUACUGUGAGAAGCGGCAGAAGGUUCGCCUCGCGCUGGCUGAUGCGGUGGACGGGAAUCCAGACUGGCUACUUGAUGCUUCCUCACUCGUUGAUGAACUCUACCAGGCCUUGGGCCAGAGAUCUCUCGGACUCCAGCGCCUGCGCACCGUGAUUGAAGAGGCAGCCAAGAAGCUGAACGACGAUGAAUGGGAGCAGUUCAGAAGGAUGCCUUUCGAGGCGGUGCAUCGAGAGGACGCAAAGGUUUUCUCACGUUUGGUGGCAGAUGCAGAGCCUCACUGGAAGCGGCUGAUGGAAGAUCUUGGGCGUGGCUUCAGCAACAUUCAGCGGGAGACCAUCACUCGUGACUUUCUAUACAUUGGCCUGACAGAACCGAGCGACGAGAUGGUGGACUUUUUCCAAGGACGAGGCUGGAACAUGCACCGUGCUCCUCCGGAGCUACCAAAGCCAUUGGACAAGAAAGCUGGCGAUGAAGAUGGCCCUGAGGGCUACCAGCUUGUGAUUGUGGAUCUUACCUUCCCCUGUGCAACACAAGGGGAUGCAGAGCGCAGGUGGGUCGAGGAGAAGCAGGAGUCUGACGAUGAUGCAGUUGAAGUGUUACAUGAAGGAUCAGGGAGCAGAACUGCCCAAGAAAAGAUGGAUGCGUGUCAUUUCAGCGAAGACUUCGUUUGCGACAUGCUUCAAGAAGUCCCAGAUGCAUGGCAAGUGCAAGCCCACCUGUCCGGGCUUCCGCUGAAAGCCAGUGGCUACGGGAAGAUCGGCAUUUCGCGCAGCAAUGGCGUGCGCAGGAGGCUCCGCACAAUUCAAGGUGCGCUUGCUGAAGCUCUUCGAAAUUUGCAGAAGGGUGGCGUCCUCGUUACAAGCUGGUGUGGCCUUCCCACGCAUCCGCUGCUGCCGUUCGUGACCAGACAGCUUCGCCCAGGCUUUCGCCGUGUGCACGUUUUGGCACCUCCGGAGUGCCAAACCUUUGAAACUUACAUUGUCGCUGCAGAGUACGACUGCGAUGGGCACAUCAGCCGGCCAGAUCCCGUCCCGCUCCGACCGCGCCAGAGUCAAAACUUGCUCCUAAAUCUGGGCCCGGCUGAGAUGUGCAAAUUCAACUUUCCAAAUUGGCUGCGAAGCCCUGUGCGAAGCUGGUCGACAGGCUACGAUGAUGCCCUGGCAUGGACCUUGUCUUUCAAGCGAGAGAUCUUCGAAGAAUGCUUGCCAAAGUACAAAGAGUCUGUCGUGAACGACGUGAGGACGGAUGCCGCUUAUGAUCGCCCCUGGCUGACGAAAAUGCCGGCAAAUUCUCAUGUGGCUCGGUCAGCACCGCUGGAUAUGGAGGCUCGCUUCGACGAGCUGUGGUCGAUCUAUGCGCACAAGCUGGGGCUGCUGAUGAACAGGCUUGAGGAAAACUCGUUUGAUCCGGAUAUUCUUCCUGACAGACCUCCUCACCGCUUCAAUGCGACCACCAGCUGGACCAUGCCGAGACCAGCUCUCCCGCCACCUGAGCCUGUGAUGCUGCCACAGAGGAAGCAGACCGAGGAAGUUCCUGAGGAGAGAUCCAAAUCCAAGGGCUCCAAGUCAAAGCCAUCCAAAUCACGCAGUCGCUCCAAAGAGCCGGGCUCCAAAGACAAGCGCUCAAAGAGCAAGGAGUCGCGCAGCAAGAGCAAGACAAGCCGAAGCCUGCCUGCUGAAAAAUCCAGUUCCCAAAGCAUGCCGAGCGUGAACAACUCCGCUUCGGGUACAUCCACCUCAGCGACGCCUCCGACCCAAAGCACCAGCCUAGUGUUGGAACAACCCAGAAGCACUUCCAGGGAGCUUCCGGACAAACCCAAGGAGCCAGCAUCUCCCACAGCGCAGCGGACGCCAGCAAUUUCCAAAGAUACUGCAGCUGGUCCCAGUAAAGAUGACAGCUCACCUGCACCAGAUAGCGUGCCGGGGCCCGACCCGGCUUGGCAAGAGGAGACACAGGACGAGACAAGCCCUUCACAAGCAAAUGUUGCCGAGGGCAUACCUGAAGAGGUGGCCCAGCCGGUGAAGCGGCAGACUGUUCGGCCUCAAGUUGCGGGCCGACCCCAAUGCACGAUGUGGAUGAGUUCCACGCUGGGGGCCGCACCAGGCAUGGGUCCCGAUCCUGUGGCUCUGACGAACAGCAGUUCCUGGCUGAGCGCUGCGCUGGAGAAAAUCCCAACGUUUUAUGCGCGAGAGGCCCUGCCCACUCUGUACAGAAGACCGUGGCCUAAAGCGUCACAGCGGUCGCCAUACGAGCAGGCCAACUUCUCCAGCCCUUGCACUUCUAGGCCGUGCAGCGCUGCGACGGGUAUUGGAAGUCAAGCAGCCAGUGCAAGGAGGAUUCCUCCAGACCGUGGACGUCGGCCGAGCACUACCUCUGGGCAGCGAAAGAAAGCUGACGUCCCGGUCUAA